AUGGGCCCUACUGACAUUUCUAUACUAAAAAGCGGACACUUUGUUGUUUGUGAGUUUAAAAGCAACCGUUUACAAAUUUUUGAAUAGCUCAGGAAAGGCCUUCACUGAACUAGCAAAACAUAAAAGUAAGUCUAGUCAGAGUACUAAAUUUUUACAGUAGAAACAGUGCAGUCACGAUGGCAUGUGACAAUAAGUUGACCAAGUAACUCGUUGUUUCGCUUUUCAAAGGUUGCAAGCUAGGUUUAGUUACUGAACUUUUCAUGAGCUGGACCUAAUUUGAAUUUAAUUACGUGCAUAAACGUUCGGCCAAAGCUUUUGACUCACUCAUUGAAAACGACCAUUUCAAUUUGGAAGCUCUGCACCGUUUUCCCGCCCGCAUGCAUUUGUCAGUCGGCUUGGAAUGUCGACUGUACCUUUUUCGGAACGGUUCCACACACCAACCUUUAAUUUCUGUUGCCGAGCCUCAUGCAUCUUGAUUAUAGAUCAAGUACGACAGUAUUGCAUUGGCAAUUUUAAAGUUGUUUUGCCCCAAGCUGCAUUUUCAGCCUCUGAAUCAACAGGCAGACUUUUGUUUGGUUAAUUUGUAGCGGCCUCAGGGUUUUCCGAAUUCAAAUUAGAUCGGUUCGUGAAAUAUGGACUCAAACGGGAGUUGCCUUAAGUUUGCAGAUUGAACAACAUUAGUAACUAAAACGCGGUAUGUAGUACUCUCAGCGGCGUCCUGAAACAAAAAACUACGCUUAAUAUGAUUUGCCGGUUGUAACCGCACCAGGAAAGCUUUCUUUUCUAUAAACAUUAAUUAAAAGGCAAAAUAUGAGCUUCAGUUCUUGAAAGAAGCCAUAACAGACAUCAAGUCCAGGUGAAAUAUUAUAAAGAAGCGCGAGGACCAAGCCACCAAUGAAAGUAGAUUAGAAAUAGAUUUUUUAAAAUAGGUUUUGUUGAUUUUUGGUGACCAACAGUUGCAAACCAACAGCACUGAGUGAUGAAGCGCUAGCUCACCUUAAAUGUGAUACACUGGGGCCCAGACGGGAGAUUCACGCGUUAAACCUUGUGAAGAAAUGUCUAAAUAAGCGCUGCCCGGAAUUUUUAAUGGCCUACUUUUAUUUUAAUAGAGAUAUCGUACAGAGAAAAACGAGGCAAAGUAAUCAUCUCCGUCUUCCCUCCAUCAAAUUAGAAUUUACGAAAAAAGCAUUUUGUUAUCAUGGAUGUGAAGUUUUUAAUCGUAAUUUGUAGUUUUUAGUAAUAGUUUGUAAUAAUUUUUAUCCUUUUUUUAGGACAUUUUUCUAUUAGCUUAGUUAGGACUAGUUUUAAGUAUUUUUAACCUAUUUUUAUAUUUCUUUUUUAUCUAGGGCCUCUAAGGAUCUCAGUUUUUGCAACUGUAGGAGUUACCCUAGCUAAAUAAAAGUAUCUUCUUCUUCUUCUUUUUCUUCUUCUUGACGUUAAAGUUUUACUAAAUAAAUUUAAGUUUACUAAGAACUUUAGAUAUUUCAGUAAUCUUAUUGUUAAAUAAGAUGUACGUUUGUUGUCAAUACUUAACUUUGCCCGAAAUUGUCUGUGAUGUGUUGAUAUUUAAUAAGAAUGGAUUGGACAGUAUCAGUUUCUUGUAUAUAUGCGUUAUUGAUCAAGCGUGAAGUGAGAUGGAUGGAUAUUGGCCAAAAUGCAAGUUCUUUUUUGUGUUUUUAUGGACCAAAACGAAUUCGAAGUGUAUCCCAAAACCAGGCCAAUACCUAUCAAUUUUGACUCAACUUUAGUCAAAAUUGAUAGAUAUCAUGUAUCGUAACUUUUUCUUUCGGGAUUAACGCGGGAAAUGAGACUGAGAAAUUCUCUUAGACUAAUGUUCAGAACAUGAAACAGUCUGGGAAAUGGGGUUGGGUACCUGAUAUGAUACGGAUAUGAGCUUAUAGAACCUUCGGGCCUGAGGACAUUAGCAUCUCCGAGCGAUCAAAAUACACUGGAAAGACAUCUGCCAUUAGGCAGGCAAUUCGACCCUACUUCAGCAAAGAUUCCAAUCCUUAGCCGGAUUCCGGAUUCUCAGAGCUGAAUUCCGGAUUCCGAAGCCCAGGAUUUCCUAUUCCACAAGCAAAAGUUUCCGCGGAGUUUUUUACACGAGGCGAGUUACACGAAUUUUGAAUGAGGCUCAUCAUUCAAAUCCAUACAUAACCAAAAUAAAUGCACAAUGCUAACAAGAAAAGCAAUUACACUAAAAAGAAUCGUUCUUGGUAAACCUGAAUGGCAGGAGUCGAUUACCGGCUCCUGUGAGGCUGUGAAUGGUCAUAUUGCAUGGUUUCUGCAUUAGGUUCAGUAAUAUCGUGACUAUUUCCAGUUCGCGUGACAAAGAUGAUGAAAUUACAAAAAAUUAUUUCAAAUUAUCAUGACCUGCAGACCCGGGAAUUAUAUAACAUCUACCUUUAUUUAAAUUCUAAGAAAUCACGAGGCGCUACGCAACAAUGAUCCACCUGUCACUUUAUUUUAAUAACUUAACUCCAUGUUAAAAUACCGAAUUAUUGAGAUCGUCUUUGGAGCAGUUUCGAUACCUCCUAUUCAAACAAGAUGGAUGUCCCAACUCUGAUGUACAAUCUAAGGGAGGAAGUAACUUGCUCGGUGUGCAUGCAACUGUACACAAACCCUAAGCAACUGCCUUGCUUGCACAUUUUUUGCCUUCAAUGUCUUAACAACUUAGCUCGAACCAGCGCCCAUAGUGGCAAGAUCAAAUGUCCGCUCUGCCAGAGAGAAGUCGAUAUUCCCGAGAGUGGUACCUUGGAUACUCUACCUAACUGUUUUCACAUGAAGAACCUACUCGAUAUUCUAGCCAUCAAAGAAUGCGACACUGCAAAGGUAACGUGUGGAAACUGUGAGAUGAAACGCGAAGAAGCAUCCUAUUGUUUUCACUGUGGUAAGUUCUGGUGCAAUGAUUGUGUGAAUGCACACAACAUCUUGCGAGAAAACAGAGAGCACCGUGUCCUUGCUCUCAAAGAUUUCAAAGGCAAGGAUUUUGAGGAUGUUCUCAAGCGACCAGUAUUUUGCCAGAGGGAGCUUCAUGAUAAAGAAAUACUCAAGUUUUAUUGUAAGGAAUGUGAUAUUCCCGUGUGUCAAACUUGCGUUAUUGUAGAUCACAAUAAACACGAUGUGGAGCAUUUGGAAGUUGCUGCAAGAGAGGUGAAGAAGAGUAUCACUUCUAAGCUGGCUGCUGCAAGGGAGUCAUUGAACGCGAUAUCCCGCAAAUACACAGCCGAAAAGGAGGAAAUAUCCCACCUAAUUACAUAUUCUUCUGAAACAAACAAGGAGCGGAUACAGCAAAUGGUUAAAUCUCUUAUCUCGAUCCUUCAACAAAAAGAACAAGAACUGAUAGCUGAACAAGAAACUCAGAGGAAAAUGGCAGAAGAAGAACUUAAUAAAAGCGCCGUUAAUUUUGAGGAUCGUUUUAGAAAAAGGGAGGAAUCCAUCUCAAAUGUUGAGGCCAUUGUUGAACGCAGCACAGGGGCAGAUCUGGUUAGGACCAAGGCAAGCAUAGAUAAACUCUUCAAAGGACUUCAAGAGCCAAAAGUUACAUCAUCUACAAGGGAAAUUAAAGUUCACUCGAAAGUGUUUGUGGGGAACGAAGAAAUCUCUAAAGUCCUUGAAGAGUCGGUAAUUGGAAGUCUUGAGCAAUCUUCCACUGAAGCAUACCAGUGUUUAGUUCAUGGGUUCGGAGGAGCUACUGCUGGACUAGAGACCGAAUUCGAAGUUAUCACGAGGAAUUCGGAAGGAAAAGAAUGCUAUUGUUCAGGAGACGUUAUAGAUGUGCAGCUUAUUUCAUUGCAACAAGAUCUUAACAUUAACAACAUUCCUGAGGAAGUGAAAAUAGUUGAUAGAAAAAAUGGCAGGUACACGGUUUCCUUCAUCACAAGAGAAAGUGGACAAUAUUUAUUAACUGUUCAAGUAAAUGGAGAACACAUUAGGAAAUUUCCAUCCAUUGAAAUUAAUGAACGGUGCUUUAAGCCUUUAAGGUUCAUUGGAGAAAGAGCUGUUGACGGUCUACGAUUGUGCACGCCCUGGGGAAUAACUGCGAAUGACGCGAAUGAAAUCUUUGUAAGCGACAUGAGUAACAAUCGCAUUGUGGUUUUCAAUGAAAAUGGGGAGUUUAUCAGAUCUUUUGGACAAAAUUUUCUUACCUGGCCAAAUGGGGUGCUUUGUGACAAUAUGGGGAGAAUUUUUGUAACAAGUAGAAAUAACAACAAAAUAUUAGUGUUUGGGCAAAGUGGGGAAUAUAUUUCAACAUUUCACAAUGGUAAUUCACUAAGAGGACCAAGGGGAAUAUCAUUUGAUGCUGAUGGGAAUCUUAUAGUUUGUGAUGCAGGAAAUGAAUGUGUUAGGUUUUUUUCUCCUGAUGGGAACAAUUUUAAGACAAUACGUGCUGGUAGAUUACGUAUGCCAUUUGACUGUGUAUGCCAUAAUAGUAAAGUGUUUGUUUCUGAUCGUGACGCUCAUCUGAUUAAGGUCUACAAUAGUAAUGGUAGAUUUUUGUAUGAAUUUCGAAGCUAUGGACCGGGGGAAGGAAAGUUACGUCUUCCAGCAGGUUUAGCAGUGGACAAAAUGGGACAUCUUCUUGUUUGUUCCUUAGAUAAUCAUCGAGUGCAGGUUUUUACUUUAGGUGGGAAGUUUAUUGCUAAGUUUGGGGAACAUGGACAAAAGUUGGGGAAAAUGUGCGGCCCUACCUCCGUUUUAGUACUGAAAAGUGGUCGCAUUGUUGUUUGUGAGUUUCACAACAAUCGCUUACAAAUAUUUGAAUAA
Messenger RNA from Porites lobata, 4767 nucleotides. Lineage: Eukaryota; Metazoa; Cnidaria; Anthozoa; Scleractinia; Poritidae. The record is from the annotation of a GenBank genome assembly.